CUACGCAGAGCUCAUUCAAUUCCUUGACGACAAAAGCCUGUCGUUGGUGAUGAGAGACGCGGCAGAUGACGGCAGAGGAGCCUUGAAAAUAUUACGAGAUCACUAUGCCAGCAAGGCACAGCUUCAUGUUGUAGCUCUGACACAACAAGCCCGAUGUCUGUGGCCAAUGCGAAACACACUGUGCUGAAUCCGGUGAUCCCAUACACAGGGCCCAUACCUGGGGGCCUGCACCCCGGGGAGAUCAUCAUCAUCCAGGGCACUGUGCCCCCUGAUGCGGACAGGUUUCAGAUCGACUUGUCGAGCGGCUGCAGCACCAAGCCGUGCUCCGACGUCGCCCUCCACUUCAGCCCUCGCUUUAAAGGCUCGCCCCGUGUGGUCUGUAACUCCCUGAAGCAGGAGAGCUGGGGCAAAGAAGAAACACUCCAUCAGCUGCCCUACAAACGCGGAGCCCCCUUUGAAACCAUCAUCCUGGUGCACGAAGAUGUCUUUAAGGUGGCAGUAAAUGGAGCUCACCUGUUGGAAUACGAGCACAAAAUCUCACUAAACAGGGUCGACACAUUCUCUAUUUCUGGAAAUGUCAGAGUUCAUGCUAUUGGCUACAUCCCAAACUCAGCAAUAUAUUCAGAAUCAGGUGACUUGAGCCUACCUUAUAAAGGCAGUAUACUCAAAGGACUGAGUCCAGGGCAGCACAUCACGAUCAAAGGACAGGUCAGCAUGUAUCCUCACAGUUUUACGGUGAACCUCCGCACCAGCAGGACAGAAAACAUCGCCCUCCACCUAAACCCUCGCAUGAAGUCAGGCAUGUUUAUCAGGAACUCAUACCUGAGUGAAUCCUGGGGUCAGGAGGAACGGGAGCUAUCUUUCUUUCCUUUCUCCUCAGGAGAUUACUUUGAGAUCCUCAUCCUCUGUCAGCCUCAUCAGUUCAAAGUGGCGGUGAAUGGCUCUCACUUGUUUGACUUCAGACAUCGGGUGCAGGACCUGAGCAGCAUUGACCAGCUGGAGAUCAUGGGAGACCUGGAGCUCACAGAUGUGAAGCUGUGGUGAUUUGAAACUGCAGACCUACAAACAAGACAGCGUUAACAGACACUUCAGUGUUCUGGUUGUCACUGCUAAAUUAGCUUAACCGCGAUAACCCAAACAGUGGAUGCUGAAAACGGCAAACCCUGUGUGACCUCAGGACAGGGAAGUCUUGCAGCAACCAUAGAUCUCUGAUUGGAAAAUGGUCAGGGGCCAUGAACAGAGGGUAUACAAUGAAGUAAGUUCAACUUACCCAGGGUUUCUUUGCGUAAGCUGACACCUAAAGAUAUUUGGUAUCACAAAGGGGUUAGGAAUUUCUCUGUUAACUCAGGCACUCUGCUUCAGGCUCUGUGUUUGCGCACAUAAAGGGUGCUGUUUAAUCCGUCUUUUUAAAGCUGAUUCAUCACAGAAAGGAAUGAUCAUUGGCUGUCUGCGUCUGUACGACGCCACGAGGCUAUUAAAAACAAGACUAAUGCUGUAAUACAAUUUUAUUAAACAUUUUCCAGUGUCUUUCAAAGCAGUGCAGUAGGUCUUCUUGAGACAGUUGUCUCAAAAUCUCUGUCAUUCUUUUCUUUACUUCUGACAGACUCAAAACAUUUUCCUUUGAGCACAGAUUUGACCUGAGGAAAAAGUCACAUGGUGCUAGAUCAGGUGAAUAGGGAGGGUGAUCAAGCACUGUGAUUUGUUUUUGAGCUAGAAACCACUUUACAGAGAGUGCCGUGUGAGCUGGCACAUUGUCUUGAUGAAGAAGAAACCAUCUCUCUACAGUUGUGGUCUCUUUCUUCAGACUUUUUCUAGCAGGUUUUCUAGAACCUGUUCCAAUUCCCUGUUGACCCUUCUGGAACCGACCCCUCCAAAUUUAUACCCUUAAUGUAAAAAAAAACUCCAAACAAACAAAAAACUCUAGGAACUACACGGUGCCAGAUCCAUCUGGCCUGUUCGAUGGCCACGUCUGGCCCAUGUAUUUGAAACACAAGAACAUGCUUUCUUCAUCCUUGUUGACAAGGUAUUUUCCAAUGCAUAGAUUGAUGCUUUGGCUAAGGAUUGUAUGGGAAGAUCCAAGUUUCAUCAGAUGUAAUCACUCCUAAAAAAUUUGGGGUUCUUUCAGUUUGUUCUAAAACGUGUCCACUAAUUUGGUUGCAUUUUACCUUUUGAUCAGGAGUCAGAAGUGUUGGGACAACUUUGGCACACACUUGUCACGUUCAAAUUUUUUGAUGUGCAUUGGCACCCAAAACAUUCAUGGUCUUGGACAUCCUCUCUUCCUUCACAAAUUAUUUUGUUCCGUUCAAACACAUGCGCAUGUGACAUGCAGUGCUGCCCAUACACCUCAGUUAGUGUACAAAAGAUUUGGCUGUUUGUUCAAUUUCACAAAAGUCAUGCAAAAUGCAUUACUCUACUUUUAAGUGGAUCAUUUUCCGUCACCUUAGCAUAAACGGUUCCAUCAGUGGCUGGCAGUGAACUAAGGACGUCACUUGUUGGAAAAUUACAGCAGUUGUGUGUGAAUACCGGACCUUUUAUAUAUUUAACGCUCGGUGUGACUGUGAACCAUUCUCACAAGUGCAGUCUCGUUAUUUAAUAGCCAUACCUCGUAUGAUGCCAUCAAAAAACAUUCCCAGGCACUUUCAGCCAAUUAAAGCUGUGUUUGUAAACAUAACCUGGUACUGAGUUUAGAUGUAGUUGCCAGAUUAACAGAGAGCCAGCUUCCAACUCACACCUGUACUUCCCCUCUAAUCUUGCUUCAUGGUAAAGCCCUCUGGUCUGAUGUGAGUGUUUGUGGUCUAUGCCAUCAGGCACGAUGACUGGUGCAUGAGAGCUGGUCUUACAUCUGUGACCAUCUCUGGUGCAUGAGAGCUAGCUGCCCUGGAGCGUCAGGGUGGGAGCUGCCAUGACUGUUUACGGCUACAGGUUAGGUUUGCUUUAGUUUAUUUCUUUAACCGACUAUAGUGCAUCUCUGCUAUGAUACUCCCCUGUAAAAAAAAAAAACUGGAAAUUUCUGUAAAUAUGAAAGAAAACUGUUUAAAUGCCUAAAUUUGUUUGUCCAGGAUAACAGACAAUGAAUGAUACAGAAGAGCUCCACUCUGUUGGAGGACAAAGGCCCAUUAAAAGAUUUCUUGUUGCAGAGAAAAUCUAAAAUGCUUCAAAGCUGCAGGAAAGGUCUACCAAUGGCAUGCCCUCAUUUCUUUGUUUCAGUCUUUGCUCUUUGACUCUCCUUUUAGCGUCAUAAUCCUCAGGAUUCUUGAUGACAUCAGUGUGCCCGAUGCACUCGACAUUUAAAUCCAUUUAACAAGUUUCAGAGCAACAGAACAUAAGCACAGUGCAGUACAGGGUCAGUUCAGUGUUACUAUUCAGAAACCGAAUAUUUUUUAUGCAAGUCUUAGACCAUUGUAGAGUCCUGCAUCUGUGACCAUCUUCUGUUUAGCUAACCUCUCAGUCUUUGUUGCAAAGAUCAACUCUUGCAAAUGUAAAGGAAAACAAUCAAGACACCUGUUUUCUUUGCAAUAUCUGUUGUAAUUGUUGUAAAAUAUGUAUGAACAAUGUUCCCUAUGUAUCAUAAACGA
Molecule: messenger RNA, 3575 nt
Organism: Cheilinus undulatus (humphead wrasse)
Lineage: Eukaryota; Metazoa; Chordata; Actinopteri; Labriformes; Labridae
Product: galectin-8-like
Exons: 9
Coding region: 154-1044 (296 amino acids)
Molecular function (GO): carbohydrate binding
Source: RefSeq, a predicted model, not a curated record